AGGAACGAGUACAAGUACUUCCAGAGAAUGACUAGCACAUCCCAUGUGGAAGGUAAACAGAAUGCACUGAUAAUGGGUAAAAAAACGUGGUUCUCCAUUCCUGAGAAGAAUCGUCCUUUAAAAGACAGGAUUAAUAUAGUGCUCAGCAGGGAGCUCAAGGAAGCCCCAAAAGGAGCACAUUACCUUUCCAAAAGUCUGGAUGAUGCCUUAGCUCUUUUGGAUUCACCAGAGUUAAAAAGUAAAGUAGACAUGGUUUGGAUCGUCGGAGGCACUUCAGUUUACAAGGCAGCAAUGGAGAAGCCAAUUAAUCAUCGAUUGUUCAUGACAAGAAUUUUGCAGGAAUUUGAAAGUGACACAUUUUUUCCAGAAAUCGACUAUAAGGACUACAAACUUCUCACAGAGUACCCAGGUGUCCCUGCUGAUAUCCAAGAAGAGAAUGGCAUCCAGUACAAAUUUGAAGUGUAUGAAAAAGCUGUCUUGGCACAAUAAAUGAGGGUUUCUGUACUUCUGUGCAAGGGCAGGCAUUUUAAAUCAUAAAGCCUUAUUAAGUGCAAAUUAUAUUAAAUA
Molecule: messenger RNA, 567 nt
Organism: Cariama cristata (Red-legged seriema)
Lineage: Eukaryota; Metazoa; Chordata; Aves; Cariamiformes; Cariamidae
Gene: DHFR
Product: dihydrofolate reductase
Exons: 5
Coding region: 28-489 (153 amino acids)
Biological process (GO): glycine biosynthetic process; tetrahydrofolate biosynthetic process; folic acid metabolic process
Cellular component (GO): mitochondrion
Molecular function (GO): dihydrofolate reductase activity; NADP binding
Source: RefSeq, a predicted model, not a curated record